Trypanosoma brucei brucei TREU927 is the source of this 1875-nucleotide messenger RNA. RefSeq lists its product as hypothetical. The coding region runs from base 1 to 1875 and encodes 624 amino acids. Gene Ontology annotation, molecular function: protein binding; minus-end-directed microtubule motor activity. Gene Ontology annotation, cellular component: nucleolus; dynein complex. The transcript has a single exon. Lineage: Eukaryota; Euglenozoa; Kinetoplastea; Trypanosomatida; Trypanosomatidae. The record is from RefSeq and is a predicted model, not a curated record. Gene Ontology annotation, biological process: rRNA processing; positive regulation of transcription by RNA polymerase I; microtubule-based movement.
AUGUUCGCCUACAUCUGUGCCACGGCCCAAGAGUUUAUAGGGGGUGUGCACUUCGGUCCCGACAACCGCGUCGUUUCUGUAAACACCUCGGAAUAUCCCUCACUCUCGGGCAUUCAAUGUGGAAUGGUUCUUACAUCCAUCAAUGGGACGCGUGUUGGGCAGUCCGAAGAGGAGAAGUUACGAUGGAAAUGUGCCGCUGGUGAGCUGAUGUUAGUGUUCAACUCUAGGGCCCCGGGACAGCACGACGAGCUGGACCUGAGCUCUGCUGAGGAAGACGAAAAUUUGUUGGACAGCCAGAAGACGCUGCUUUCACCAAACUUGGAGUGUGAUGAAAUCGUUUUCGGCCAGCGUAAGAGUGUGGACGUACUUAUUGAUGCAGUGGGGCGCACCGGGCCUGGCGGGUGCAUUAUCAUCAUGAGUGAAGGUGUUAACCCCUCCUAUGCUCUUACGGUAGCUGCUGAGCAGUCAUCGCGGACCACAAUGUACAUCAACGCAGUUGCGCGGCUCAAGACACGCCAACCUCUCACUCGAGCAGGUGAAGAUUUUCUCAAGUCCCUUAGGAAGGGACUGUGGAUUUAUAUCGAACAGGCAUCAAAAUCCAUGUCGCUUCUUUACACCCUGGCCGAAAGCAUCGAGGAGGCGAGGAGGAGUGCUACCAUCGACGCCAAUGCACGUGUUUUCCUCAUGUGUGAGCCACAUCCUCACUUUCCGGAGGCAUUGCUUGAGGGGGCUGUAACACUCCGUAGUUCACUCCGCCCUGGAACGAGUGAGGUCAUGCUGGAGGACAAUCUUCUGGCAAGCGAGCAAAAACUUAGGGCUGUUCGAGGCGGCUCUCUUGUGACAUCCGAUGGGAAGGCAGAAAUCACCAAAGUGAACGCACGCGUUAAGAUUUCCCAUGAAGUUAGCAUUGUUCCUUUAGAGAAGAAUGCCUUUAUGGAACUGAGCCGAAGUGCAACAGCCCCCAUCGAACGAGAGGCCGGCAGGGAGCAGGGCAUAACACGCACUGCCAGGUACACUUUUGGCAAAAAUGAAAAGUUUAUUUCUCUCUGUAGGGUGAAGGAUGGGUGUUAUGCGGUGGGCACUUUGGGGGGAUAUGUGAUCAUGAUAGAUGCAGACGGCUUACCCCUCAUUCAAUUCAGGCCGCACAAAGCGUGUAUAUGGGAUGUCGCUUUCGCUUCACCGCACGACUUCGCCACUGCCUGCGACGACGGCGCCAGCGCCAUUUUAAACUACUCACUGGAGGCACACGAAAUUCGAGCUACUUCUGUGGCUUCAUUUCAGCAAGAAGUCUUUGCGGUAACAUAUGUGACACCUGAUGAACCGGAUAGUGCUGUUGUAUCCGGUGGCCUGAGCGCGACAAUUUGUGUACUGCACUCAGAUCGGCAGGUGAGCUCAUUCAUAUCCGCCGGAAUGACUAUUCAGGCACUGCGCUCCACAAGGCAACGACACGUAAUCGUAGGCGGUGGGAGCGGCGUCUGCGCGUUAAUUGAUCCGGUGGCAUCGACUAUUCUGGAAGAAAGCGGCCGCCACAAAAAAAAGGUACCGGCUGUGGCAAGUUACGGCGCUUUGGGUGUGACAGGGGGUUUUGAUAAAGUGGUUCGGCUUUGGGAUGUUAGGAAUGGACUUCGUAUGGUGACUGAAGUGGCCAUGCCAGAGGUAGUUACAGCAGUUGCAGCUCAUGGGGAGCAUGUUGCUGCCUGUUGUGGCUCUGAUCUGUUCGUGUGGGAUGUUCGCAAUUUAUCCCGCCCGUUGGUACGGAGAGAAAAGGCAUGGAAGGACCUCACCAGGGGUUUGGUUAUGUGUGAUAAUUCAAUUGUUACUGCCUCCGCGGAUGGCGUAACCCGCUUCUGGUCACUCAAUGCAACCAGCGAAUAA